Messenger RNA from Ostrinia nubilalis (European corn borer), 4691 nucleotides. RefSeq lists its product as uncharacterized. The transcript is spliced from 5 exons. The coding region runs from base 680 to 3226 and encodes 848 amino acids. NCBI's taxonomy places the organism in Eukaryota, Metazoa, Arthropoda, Insecta, Lepidoptera, Crambidae. Gene Ontology annotation, molecular function: protein binding. The record is from RefSeq and is a predicted model, not a curated record.
CAAAAACAAACCCGUUUAUUGACGUUCGAAACUAACUUACCAACACGCAUAGCGCCAUAAUUUCACAAUGAACCCAAAACAAACUAACAUAAUAGCGGAUUGUAUUGUUAUAAUAAUGUCAACAAAGUUUUUACUCUGUUUUAGAGCAAUCGCCGCGGCAACCUUGCUAAGUUAAGGAGCGCAACAGUUUGUUCCUGCAACGCGCGCGCGUGCUCUUCUUGCAUUUUGUUAGGUUAUAUCUCCGCGCUCGUCUAACCAGUCGUCCGGCGUUGUCUAUGCGGGGUUAUCGCGUCGCGUUUUUGUCCGUAAACUUAAACUUGCGUCGAUAUUUACCGAGAAAUGUUGUAUAUUGUCACAAAACUAAUUGUGUUGGCCUAAUGUGAUGUUGCGGAGUGUGUUUGUGUAUUAGUGUGGAUGUUAUCAAGUGAUUUAAAGUGCAUUUUCUCAGUGAUUCAUCUGUUGAACGAGAAAUUCAGUUAAGUUCGUCAUAGAUGUAGUAUGGUAUGGUUAUGAUGGUGUGUAACAACGAAAGUAUUUUGUGAACGUUGGCAUUUUUGGACCCGCUCUAUCGCUUCUCAAACAAAGAUUGAGGAAAAAGGUAAAUGACAAUUCCAACGCUGUUUAGAAAAUGAGAAUUACUUCAAAUAGAGAUGCGAACCAGUCCUGAAAGAGAUAUCUAAUGUUAAUAAGGUCCAAAACUCGAGCCAAAAUGCUGCAGGAACACUUGAAGAAACUUCUCAUCUUAAAUAUACUAGCUGCAACAAUGGCAGUUCCCGAUUUUACGACCAAUUGCCCGAAAGAAUGCAAAUGCGUCUGGGCCAGCGGCAACAAACAAGCGGACUGCUCCAAAUCAAAUCUACAAGAUAUACCAAAAAAUUUAAGCUCCGACAUACAAAAUCUAGAUCUCAGUGGCAACAAUUUCUACGAAAUCACUAUGUACGCUUUCGAAGACACGAAACUGAUCAAUCUCAAGAAACUCGUACUAAGAGAUUGCAAACUGAAAACGCUACAGAAAAACGCCCUGAGCGGUCUCGCAAUCAUGAUCGAACUGGAUUUAUCCAAGAACGAAUUGAAAACGCUGUACGCGGACACAUUUACAGACGCGAAGAAAAUCCGAUGGCUCUUUUUAAACGAUAAUCAAUUGGAAAAAUUAGAGGACGGACUCUUUAACAACUUUGAAUACCUCCAGAAAGUGGAUUUGAGCAAUAAUCGUAUCGCCACAAUCGGAAUGAAGACUUUCCUUAACGUUCCCAAGCUGAACACUUUGAGCUUGAAUAAUAAUAAAUUGGAAAGAUUGAAGAUAGACGCGCUGAGUGCAUUGACUACGUUAUCCAACUUAGAUGUGCACGACAAUCCCUGGCGGUGCGAUUGCUAUCUGCAGCCUUUCAGAAACUGGGUUAUCAGCAAGCAUCUUUAUACCUCCCCGAUAUCGUGUGCUGAGCCAGCCAAAGUCCAGGGAAAAAUGUGGAAGGAAUUAGACAGCAGCGAUUUUGCGUGUCGACCGAGUAUUGUGUACCCAUCAACAAGCACGACCCUUCGGUCCGCCGACACAAACAUUACCCUUUCCUGUCAAGUCAACGGCAACCCGCUACCCGACGUAAAUUGGGUAUUAAACGCCCAAAUAAUUGAUGGCUCUUAUAAGUACCAGGGCGAAGUUAAAUACUACUUGUCAGAGAGCAGUUACGAAAGUAGCAAAUGGGUCAAUUUAACUAUCGUAGACGCUGGCAGCACCGACAACGGGGAGUAUUUAUGUGUUGCCAAAAACGCUGGAGGAGUCGAGGAAAGAAACCUGACUCUAGUUGUGAUGCACACAGUACCAGAUUUGAUAGUUCCUAGCGGUAUGGAUAAUAAUAUGCUGCCAGUUUUGAUAGGCGUGUCAUGCACGGCAGCUAUUCUAUUAAUAAUUCUAGUCAUUUUGUGCUACUGUUGCUGCAAGAGACGAGGCUCGGAUAAGAAAGCUGAAGCUUCUAAUGGAGAAGCUUUGAUAGAGGGCUCUGUGAUACCUGAAAUGGAGAAGAGUCUAAUUACUGCCGUAAAUCCCGUCACAAAGCCCCCUAGGAGGUACGACGUCCCGCCUUCGAUUACCAGCGGAGCCACGGAGAUGUCAGAAUUGAAUAAAACAUUGCUGGACAAUGAUUCUGUAUUCGCGCAUAAUGACGACGAAAAACGCUCUCUCGACUUCGAUCAUCCAACGAAACGAUCCCAAGAUGGCCUCAACGUAGAGUACGGUCGUACUCCCGAUCUGCUCAUCUCUUUCCCGCCGAGAGCUGCCCAGAUAUCGCCGGCAGCAAGCAACGCGUCCACCGUUCCUGACACCACGAGAUUACCGCCGCAACUCAACCCCGUUAGUCCAAUCCACUCUCCAAUCUACGGAAUGACGACCAACCAGAACUUGUUCCGAACGCUACCAUACUCUCGAUCACAGUCCCCAUUCACGGCUCCCAUCACGCCGCCAGUCGUCACGCCCAGACAAGGAUACGUCACCAUCCCGCGAAGACCAAGGGUACCCAGUUGGUCUAGCACCGCCAGCACCCAAAUCCUUCCCAGCAGUGAAGCUCAAGAGCCGUUGUACGACAACCUGGGCUUACGAACGACAGCUGACGGCUCGAUACUGUCUCUGAACAAAACCGGAUUAGAAGCCCAGUUUUCUCCGAUGAGGAACAGGCCACUGCCAGCCACGCCGAACGCUUUCCAAAGUCCUCAUCACCCUCAAGUAUACUACGCGCCGAUAGAGGAGCAAGAACCAGCGCCAUCUCCCGUGCCGCAAUACAUGACUAAUCCCAGAAACAGCAUCGCGUCUCAGCUGUCCACACCAGGUCCUCAAGAGCCGACAAACCCCAGAAUGAGCUGGACGGCUAAAAACACCUCUACGCCCCAGCCCGAGCCACGGAAGGCUCUAUUCAGCACCGGCUCCGACAACCAAUCCCACGUGUCAGACAGCAGCACUUUGAGUAGAAAAGGAAAGCCCGAGACUGGUUCUUUGAGACGGAACCCGAAGAUCGAAAAGAACGAGGUCUCAAAACAAUCCCCAACGAAGACCUCGCCGUCCAAAGACGACAAAAGGAAGAGUGAAGCCAACGUGUCCUUGAACCAAUCCGGGACUUUGGGAAGGAGUGGGAAGAUUCCACCGCGGCCCCCUCCUAAGCCGAAGAAAAAGCCUCCGACUGAGGUGAACCCUACGGAACCCCUGUUCGAAGACGAGGGCGAGGACGGCACCGAAGUGUAGUAGUCGUGCGGGACAGUGACCGAACCAAAGUGCCAAGCCUAGCAGUUACGUCACAACAGUGAUAUCAGUGAUCAGAGACAGCGUGUAAUCGAAAUACGAUUUCCCUUCACGGUGCUCGUGUAAAUAACGAUUGUGCUAGAUUUUUUACCUAUUGCGUACAAUUAAAACCCUAUGGACCAUUAUUAAGAGUUUUUAAGUGUUUAUUGUAAUUAGCGUAUUAGUUUACACAGCAAAUUGUACACAUGAGUUUCUUUUAAGUAUUUAUUAUUACGGUACUAUUGGUUAAUUAAGGCAUACGGUAGCUACUUUUGCCACAACGACGUUCUGCAUGCAGUUCAAGACUGAUUUUUCUAAAUUGACAGCUUGUUUUUACAUUCCCUUAUACAUUCGCGUAAAUCGAAUUCCAGUUUGGCUUACCAUAGUUCUGCUAGAAUGGUUUGACUAACUUUAGCAUAUUUGUCGAAGACUGAUAAAUGAUUAGCCGCUUUUGGAUUAUUGAUGACGUCAAUAUCCACUAAAGCGUGACGUCAUUGGUUUUUAAAUCAUUUUCAUUUGAAUAUCUGUACACGUUGCAUUGUUUAGUAGCUAUUUUUAUGAAGUUAAGUUUGCUCUUAUAUCAGUAUUUAAACAGGAUUUCACUCAUAUUAACUUGGACGAUGUAAAUAAUUUAAUUAAGAUUAUGAUAAAGGUCAACAAUGAUAAGACACGAACAAAUAGAAAGAUCUCAUUUAUGAAGCACACAAACUACAAUGAUGACGUUAUAUUGGUUACUAAGUUUACAAUAUGCUUCGUGUAUAGAUAUGAGGUCCUUUAUAGGCGUUUGUGUAUAUUACAUACAUGACAUCGUUUUAAAAUGUGUUUGUUUUGUGUAUAAACUUAUUGUAUAAGACGUAGAAAUGACUGUUUGACCUAAUCUAAGAUGUGUUUCUUUAUCUAUACAUUGUUAAGAUUGGUACUUGUAGUUUCUCAAACGCCUACCGAAAUUCAAAUUGGUAACUCUAAAAUAUUUAACUUCGCCUUCUAAGUUAACUUUAUUUUAGUUUUAGUUUGAGGCUGUAUCAAUUAAACAUUUUAUCGAACAUUUUUAACUUUUUUAACAUAUUUGUGAUGAAAUUCAUACAUAGUUCCUAAAAUAUUUGUUUUACAAUAGUAUACCGUUAAGGUAGACGUUUUAUAAGUUAAGCAGCUUUUUAACUAAGUUACUGGUGCUUAUGAUUUUUAAACGUGAUUAUUUAUUUUUAUAUCCGUUUAGUUUUCAAAUGGGAAAGUACAUUUUAUGGGUUUACUAGCUGCUAGUUCGUUUUAUGGUUCCAUAUCAUUAUGUGCUGAGUGUAUUUCUUUCUCACAGAAUGUACAAUGUAUUGAAUUUUUACAAUGUUUACUGUAGACCUCCAGUUUUAUAGUUUUAAGCGCUGUGUACAUAGGAACAUUAUUAUUAAAAGUGAUUAAAGCUAUAUUUCAGUAA